Messenger RNA from Mucor velutinosus, 1209 nucleotides. RefSeq names its product Chitin synthase, class 3. Gene Ontology annotation, cellular component: membrane. Gene Ontology annotation, biological process: carbohydrate metabolic process. Gene Ontology annotation, molecular function: chitin deacetylase activity. Lineage: Eukaryota; Fungi; Mucoromycota; Mucoromycetes; Mucorales; Mucoraceae. The transcript is spliced from 6 exons. The record is from RefSeq and is a predicted model, not a curated record. The coding region runs from base 1 to 1209 and encodes 402 amino acids.
AUGAAGUACUCCAUUCUCGGCGCCAUUGUGCUUGUCGCCGGCAUUUCCGCUGCUCCUACUGCUACUACUACUGGCAGUGCCACUAAUACCAAAUCGUACAUUGCUCAGCACUCUCCCUCCUUCCCUAGCAUGCCUGCUGCUACCGGUGUUGUGUCUAAAUAUAAUUACGGUCCUUAUAACUUGAGUGCCAGUCUUCCUACCUAUACACUGAAAGGAUACCCCGAUGCCUGGACCAUUCCACCCACUGACAGUGAUGAGGUAAAGGCUGCUAUCAAUGCAAUUGACUGGUCAUUAGUUCCCAAUGCUAGAGUCAGACAUCAAGACAAGAAUGGCGACUUUCAGCCUGAUACUGAUGGUGACAAAGAUCCCUACUGCUGGUGGUCUGAUACAAAUUGUGUUGAACCCAAAAUUGCGAUCCCUCCUGAUUUCCACUCAUGUGCUAGAAACGGUGAUUGGGGCCUGAGUUAUGAUGAUGGACCAUUCAACUUGUACACGGGUAAAGAUGCAAAGACUGAAAAUGCUUAUGCGGAACCUGCAUUGUACAAUUUUUUGGCUGAGCACAAUAAUCAGAAGGCCAAUCUCUUUUAUAUCGGUUCCAAUGUCAUGACUUAUCCUGAAGCCGCAAAGCGUGCCUUAAAUGAUGGUCAUUACAUUUGUGUACACACUUGGUCUCACCCAGCCAUGACAACUGUAACCAACGAGCAAGCCGUUGCCGAGUUUUAUUGGACCCUCAAGGCCAUCAAAGAGGCAACAGGUGUUACUCCUAAAUGUUGGAGACCACCUCAAGGUGAUGUUGAUGACCGUAUUCGUUCAAUCGCUUGGCAGAUGGGCAUGAGAACAGUGCUUUGGGACUGGGACACGAACGAUUGGGACAUGCCGGCUCCGGGCGGUGGAAAGCUCCCUCCUUCGACGGUGGACGGAUAUUUUAAAAAAUGGAUAGACUCAGAGAAAGCGGGUAAAGAGAAGACUGGCCACAUCGUCCUUGAACAUGAAUUGAAUCAUGCUACUGUCAACAUGACCGAGAAAUGGUUGCCUACAAUCCAAAAGGUGUUCAAUGUUAUUCCUGCUUUGGCUUGUAAUGAUGUUUCUCAGCCCUAUUGGGAAGAAAACUGGGUCUAUCCCAUCAACAACAUCCCAGCCAAUACAUCAUCCACCUCAGAUGUUGCUCAUAUAAAUUCUUCGUCUACCACUGCUAAUAUUGUUCUUUAA